Molecule: messenger RNA, 2126 nt
Organism: Schistocerca americana (American grasshopper)
Lineage: Eukaryota; Metazoa; Arthropoda; Insecta; Orthoptera; Acrididae
Gene: Yif1
Product: protein YIF1B
Exons: 7
Coding region: 196-1230 (344 amino acids)
Biological process (GO): endoplasmic reticulum to Golgi vesicle-mediated transport
Cellular component (GO): endoplasmic reticulum membrane; endoplasmic reticulum-Golgi intermediate compartment; Golgi membrane
Source: RefSeq, a predicted model, not a curated record
ACCAUGUCCUCUGCAUACCAUAUGUCAGAUGUCUUCGAAACAUGUUGUUCGUUAGUGUUUUGUUUUGCGUGUUGGAAGCGGUGAGUGUGUGGCCGUGUGUAAUGUGAGUGUGCAGUGUAAUUUCAAAAGUGUUAACUGGUAGCCACAGAACUCAUAGAUAGAAACAACAGAUUUCAGUAAAUAUAGGGCACUGAAAUGAACUAUAACGCUUCAGCAGGAGCAAGACAUCCUGCAAGCAGGAAAAAGCACUAUGUUAGUGACAGUUCUGUUACUAGCUCACCGGCACCGAACUAUCCACCACCGUACAAUCCGUAUGCUGCAAGUCCUCAAGGGCCAGUCCUGCAACCUGGUGUCAGUCCGUACAUUGACACAAGAGCUUCCCCUCCUCCAUAUGGGGCACCACCAGGUUACAGUCAGCGGCCCAGUUAUUCACCAAUGGAUGUGGAUCAAGGGUACUCUAUACCUAGCCAGUUUCUUAAUGAACCACUGGUUGCAAAUGUUGCUAUGCAAUAUGGGCAGGCAUUGGUUGGAUCAGGAAAGCAAAUUGUUGAUAGAGAGCUGGAGAAAUAUGUGCCUGUUACAAGACUGAAGUAUUAUUUUGCUGUAAACACAGCUUAUGUAACAAAGAAGCUUGGAUUGCUGUUAUUCCCCUUCUCACAUGGGGAUUGGUCUAUAAAAUACGAGCAUGAAGAACCAGUUGCACCAAGGUAUGAAGUUAAUGCUCCAGAUUUGUACAUACCAACUAUGGCAUACUUGACAUAUGUUGUUGUUGCUGGUUUGAUGCUGGGCACACAGAACAGGUUCAGUCCAGAAAUGAUUGGUAUUCAUGCAAGCUCUGCAUUGGCGUGGUUAGUUGUUGAGAUUGUGGUUGAGAUGAUAACACUUUAUGUAACCAGCAUACAAACAAAACUCAAAACUUUAGACCUGGUUGCAUUUGGAGGGUACAAGUAUGUUGGGAUGAUUUUUGCAAUGCUCCUCAGUUUGGUAUUUCAGAAAACUGGUUAUUAUGCUGGACUGCUAUAUUUUGGCUUAUCAUUGGCAUUUUUCUUGGUCCGUACUUUAAAGGUUCAAGUGCUACCUGAAGUAAAUGGACCUCAGCAUGAUCCAUAUAGGACCACAACAGGAAACAAACGAAGAAUAUAUUUUUUGUUAUUUAUGGCUGGUAUUCAGCCUGUAUUAAUGUGGUGGCUUUCUCAUCAUCUUGUUGCACCACCUGCUCCAAAACUGUAACACCCAUCUUUUUGAUCAGAAACAGCACUUCCAAAUAUUGUGUUUCUUGAUAAAUAACUAUGGCAGCAGGGGAAGGAAACAUAUUUAUUAUGUGAUGGCAAAGGAAGUGGAAAAAAUGAGUUGAAGGUGUGGCUGUGAUACUGAUAACAGAGUUGUGAGAAAACAGCAGCUUGUGCAGUUCACUGUUAAUGAGCAACUUGUGUUUCCUGUAAAAUGUGUGCAAGUUGACAUUCGUUAAAUUUUGCUACAGUAUAUUACUAAGUUUCUGAAUACAGUGAUAAAAGAGAAUUAAUAUUCAGAUGAAACAAACAAAAUAACUAAAAGGGUGCUCAAAAAAUAUAUUAUUUAUGAAUUGGAGAAUACUGUCCUUGGUAUCUUCCUCCUGUGUAUAGGAGCACCAUUUGGAUUUUCUAGAGACAAUGUACAUCUGACAGCUUUUAUUUCAUCUAAUCUAGUGUUUAUAAAAUUUCUCAUUAUGUGCUGAAAGCAGCCCAAUUCACAGCAGUAAAUAACUGAAUAAAAUGUACUUAGCCCUAAAAAUGCAAGUCAGAGUACCUAUUUUUGAAUACAGUUUUUAUGUAACUAAGGACACUUGAGCUAAAUACAGGUAUAUGUGUUACUGCAAAGCAAUAACUUAUUAUGAUUGUCUUGUUAACAGGGGGCAGAUAAUUUGAGGAUAAAACAUUUUUUGAAAAAGAUUCAUUAUGCAACACAGUUUAAGUGACUAAUUUUAACAGUGUCUGCAGUUGCUAUUAGCUAAAAUUUUGUACUUGUUAGGUCAGUUAUGUGAAAAAUUAUUUUUGUAUACAAUUUUAGUGUGGUUACUUACAAACAUAAUGAGAAAGAACACUUCUUGUCCAACAAUUAUGUUUAUUUGUAUUCAGUUUCAAUAAAAG